This is a messenger RNA of Gekko japonicus, 364 nucleotides long. RefSeq names its product early growth response protein 1-A-like. The record is from RefSeq and is a predicted model, not a curated record. NCBI's taxonomy places the organism in Eukaryota, Metazoa, Chordata, Lepidosauria, Squamata, Gekkonidae.
AUCCCUUCCCGGAGAUGUCCCUGGGCGGUGAGAAAGCCCUGGCGGAGAGCAGCUUCCCCAGCCAGACCACCCGCCUGCCGCCCCUCCCCUACGGCCACUUCUCGCCGGAGCCGGCCUCCUCCUCCUUGUCGUCAAGCGGCGCCAACAGCAGCCUGCUGUGCCCCAAGCCCCUCUUCAGCCUGGUGAGCGGCCUGGUGGGCAUGGCCAACCAAGCGCCCCCCUCCUUCCUGGAGGCAUCGAGCCAGCCCUCCCCCAGCCCGUUGGGCUCCUCACUGCAGUUCGCGCUACCCGCUGGUGGCCAAGGAUUCCUUCCAGCUGCCCAUCAUCCCGGACUUCCUGUUCCUACAGCAGCCGCCGGCGCCAG